AAACAGCACAUUCUCCACUAAACCUUCGAUAUUCCCAAGACGAGUAAAACGUGGAAUAUUUAUGAAUUUCGAUAGAGAUCGAGAUUUACAGCAGGAAAAAGUUCCAGAUUUACAGCCUAACAACGAAAACAUAUUGUUGAGUUCCGGUUCUACCAAGGAAGACUUAUGGAACAUCAAGGUAGUCCUGUCGGGAUGUUUGUUAGUCAUAACUGUUCUAGCUCUGGUUUUGUUUGUAUAGUAUUUCGAAAGAGAUUGGACUAUAGACUUUACAGAAUACGACAACAUUUAAAACAACGAAACCAGCGCCGCAAUAAAAAUCAUAUCUUGCUAGAAGAUAAACGCUAUGAUGUAUAUUUGUCGUAUGCAGAAAGCGACUAUCCAUGGGUAUUAAAUCAUUUGCUUCCGUACAUCGACAACGAAGAAAUGGAUGAAAAUCAUGCUUUUGGCGGAAAUUUUAAAACAUAUUUUAGUGAUAGAGAUGCUCAUCAAGGACUAACAGAGAUUGGUAAUAUGUGUCAAAAUAUUGAAAUGAGUAAAAAUUGUCUUAUUAUUUUAUCCCGAAACUACACACAGAAGCCUUUACAUUCUGUUGAAUUAGACCACAUGUUAUUGUGCAAGGAAGAUUCAAUCAUUCAGAAAAUUAUACUUGUAAUGAUAGAGGAACUAAAAUUUGAACAAAUCCCAGUUGCCUUGCAUCGCAAAAUAAAGAAGGAGGAGGUCCUUCGAUGGGAACAUGGUCAAACUAAGGAAAGACAAUUUCAGAGUGACUUAGUAUGGGCUCUCCGGCGUAAUUAAUGCAAAAGUCAGUGUUACGAGGGUUUUUUUUAUUUUUAUAAAAACACACACAAAGCAGCGA
Molecule: messenger RNA, 856 nt
Organism: Saccostrea echinata
Lineage: Eukaryota; Metazoa; Mollusca; Bivalvia; Ostreida; Ostreidae
Product: toll-like receptor 5
Exons: 1
Coding region: 166-795 (209 amino acids)
Biological process (GO): toll-like receptor signaling pathway; immune response
Cellular component (GO): membrane
Molecular function (GO): transmembrane signaling receptor activity
Source: RefSeq, a predicted model, not a curated record